This is a messenger RNA of Trichoderma breve, 8757 nucleotides long. RefSeq names its product KR domain-containing protein. Gene Ontology annotation, molecular function: fatty acid synthase activity; phosphopantetheine binding; 3-oxoacyl-[acyl-carrier-protein] synthase activity. Lineage: Eukaryota; Fungi; Ascomycota; Sordariomycetes; Hypocreales; Hypocreaceae. The transcript has a single exon. The record is from RefSeq and is a predicted model, not a curated record. Gene Ontology annotation, biological process: secondary metabolite biosynthetic process; fatty acid biosynthetic process. The coding region runs from base 1 to 8757 and encodes 2918 amino acids.
AUGUCUAAACCCGAGCCCAUCGCCAUUAUUGGUACGGCCUGCCGCUUUGCUGGCCCGGCCACUUCACCUUCUAAGCUCUGGGACCUACUUAAGUCACCACAGAACAAUGACUUGCGGCGUCCUGUUGACGACCGCUUCAGCACCAAAGGCUUCCAUCAUCGCGAUGGCACUUAUCAUGGACACACCAACGCCACACAAGCGUAUCUCCUUGAUUCGGAUCCGGCUUACUUCGACGCCGAUUUCUUUAGUGUCAAGCCCGUCGAGGCCCGGGCUCUCGACCCACAGCAGCGGCUGCUCCUUGAAGUAGUCUAUGAGUCGCUCGAGGCAGCCGGUCUGCCGAUGCGGGACCUCCGUGGCAGUGACACCGGCGUUUUCGUCGGAGCCAUGGUGGACGACUAUGCCGCCAUGCUGCUGAGAGAUCUUGAUGACACACCUACCUAUGCUGCCACUGGUACUGCUCGUAGUAUCCUGGCCAACCGUAUUUCAUACGCCUUCGACUGGCAUGGCCCGUCUGUCUCACUCGAUACGGCCUGUUCGUCGAGUUUGGUAGCCGUCCAUAUGGCAGUGCAGACGCUACGAGCUGGAGACAGCCGUGUGGCCCUCGCCUGUGGUAGCAAUAUUAUCCUGGGACCCGAGAACUUCGUUACUGAGAGUAAAUUGUCUAUGCUUUCCCCCGACGGCCAGAGCCGUAUGUGGGAUGCUGCUGCCAACGGCUACGCUCGAGGUGAUGGUGUUGCCGCCGUGGUGCUCAAGACACUGAGCGCUGCCCUCGCGGAUGGUGACCAUAUCGAGUGCAUUAUUCGUGAAACGGGCCUGAACCAGGACGGUGCUACCCCUGGUAUCACCAUGCCCAGCUCAUCCGCCCAGGAGGCUUUGAUCCGACAAACUUAUGCCAAGGCUGGCCUUGACAUUGUAAACAACCCAGAAGAUCGCUGCCAGUACUUUGAAGCCCACGGAACUGGUACACCAGCUGGUGACCCCGUCGAGGCCAAGGCCAUUCACGACGUCUUCAGCUCUCUUCAGACGCCAGAAACUCCCCUAUAUACCGGCUCAAUAAAAACUGUUUUGGGUCAUACUGAGGGUACUGCCGGAUUGGCAGCUGUCAUCAAGGCAUCUCUGGCAAUCCAGCACGGCAGCAUCCCGCCCAACCUUUUGUUUAACAAGCUCAGCGACCGAGUUGCCCCCUUUUACAAGAACCUUGAGAUCGCAACGGUCGCCAAGCCGUGGCCCAAGUGCUCCGUGAGGCGAGCCAGCUGCAACAGCUUCGGAUUUGGUGGUGCCAAUGCGCACGCCAUCCUGGAGUCUUUCCAAGAGGAAGCGGACUCCGCAGCAGCAGGAGAGGACACCCAAUCCCUCUUCACCCCCUUCGUUUUCUCAGCAUCAUCCGAGGCUUCUCUCCGAGCAAACCUCGAUCAAUAUCGCGAGUUCCUUGCCACCGACAAAGCCAAAGCCCUCAACAUUGGCGAUCUCGCCUGGACACUGCGUCAACGUCGGUCGACCCUCGGCUGGCGAGCUUCUGUCACUGUCCCAUCCCCACCAACCGUCGAGGCGCUGCUCGGCGCACUCGAGGAUGCUCCAACUGUAGUCAAGGCUCUUCCUGUGGCCUUGAACAAGGUCCUGGGAGUCUUCACUGGUCAGGGCGCUCAGUGGCCGCGUAUGGGCGCUGGUCUUAUCCAACAGUCCAAGGCGGCGCGCGACUUCAUUCAGGAGUUGGACCAGCAUCUCUCCACCCUCGGCAGCGAUGCUCCAGAUUGGUCUCUUGAGAAAGAGCUGCUUUCCGAAGCUUCUUCCUCUCGCGUUCACGAGGCCGCAUUCUCACAGCCUCUCUGCACGGCAGUCCAGCUCCUGGUCGUCCAUCUGCUGCGCAAUACCGGCGUCCGCUUCUCUGCCGUUGUUGGUCACAGUUCAGGAGAAAUCGCCGCUGCCCACGCCGCGGGUUUCCUCUCGGCCCGUGAUGCUAUUUGCAUCGCAUACUACCGUGGUCUUCACCUUGCCCGACUCAAUGAAGUUCAAAGCGCUUCUAAGCAACAGGGUGCUAUGCUGGCAGUCGGCACCUCUCCUGAGGACGCUGCCGAGCUGUGUUCCGAUGACAUGUUCAAGGGCCGUAUCGUCGUGGCCGCCGUCAACUCGGCCACCAGCGUUACUAUUUCGGGUGACUUGGAGGCCAUCAAGGAGCUGGAGGUUAUCCUGCAAGACGAGGGCACCUUCAACCGCCGCCUCAAGGUGGACAAGGCAUACCACUCGCACCACAUGCUCCCACUGUUCGAGCCAUAUGUGGCCUCGCUCCAGAAAUGCGGUAUCUCGCCUCUUGCUGGAGAGUCGGACUGCACUUGGUUCUCCAGCGUCCACAGCAAGCCUGUGGCCAUCAACGGCGCCGCUGCUGUGAACCUCAGUGACAAGUACUGGGCAGAGAAUCUUGUCCAACCCGUCCAGUUCUUGCAAGCCCUCACUCUCGCUUCAGAAGCCAAGCUGUGCGAUGUCCUGGUCGAGGUCGGCCCUCACGCUGCCCUCAAGGGUCCCACCACUCACACCAUUGGAAAUGCUCCCCAUCAUGGAUCGCUCGCUCGUGGAUCCGGCGAUGUCGAGUCUUUGUCUUCCCUCGUGGGUUUCCUCUGGUCGUAUCUGCCUCCUGGAACCAUCAACCUCGACGCUUACGAGCGGGCCAUCACCGGCCAGCAAGAGAAGCGAUUCAAGCUCGUCAAGAACCUCCCCUCCUACAGCUGGAACCACAACACGCGCUUCUGGCACGAGUCUCGAGUCUCCAAGAAACUGCGAACGAGACCUGAGAAUGUCCACCCGCUGCUUGGCCACGCAGCACCUCACAGCAGCCCUCACGACAUGAGCUGGAAUCACCGUAUCCGAGUCUCUGAGCUGGAUUGGUUGGAGGGACAUCGUGUCCAGGAUCAAAUCAUUCUUCCAGCUGCAGGCUAUGUGUGCACUGCCAUUGAAGCAGCCCGCCAGGCCGCUGGUGAAGCAUCGAUCCGGCUUAUUGAUGUGUACGACUUCGUCAUCCACCAGGCUGUCGCUUUCGACCAAGAGGACGACGCACGUGGUGGCAUCGAAAUCCUCGUCAGUCUCUCCGAUAUUGAGCGAACCAAAGAUCACAUCCGUGCCAGGUUCGUCUACUCGAUUGCUCGACCUCAACGCGACGACAACCUCCAGCUGGCUGCGAGCGCCACUGUCGACGUUCUGCUCGGAGAACCGGACAAGGCCCUGCUCCCUGCGAAGAAGAACCCAUUGUCUCACGCCAUUGAGGUUGAUCCCGAACCCUUCUACUCCGCGCUGCUGGACCUUGGCUAUGGCUUCUCGGGCCGUUUCCAGUCGCUGUCAGAACUGCGCAGGAAGAACCGCCGCUCAGGCUGCCAGAUGCGCCGGGAGCGUCAAGAGGACGAGGCCGGUCUGUUGAUCCAUCCUAUCGAGCUCGAUGCCGCGCUGCAGUCCGUCAUGUUGGCACACAGCUACCCAUACGAUCAGGAGUUGACUAUCAUGCAUCUGCCCACCACAAUUCGACAUGUUAGACUCAACCCGGCCUGCUGGGGCGCCGAUGGUGGCAACGUGUUCCCCAUUGAAUCACAACUGACCAAGGCCAAUGCAUCGGGUAUCACCGGCCAAAGUGCCAUCUACAGUGCCUCAACCCCGUCUCAUGCUGCCGUUCAGCUUCAAGAUGCGACAUUCCUUCCUCUCGGUGCUGCUCGUAUUGAGGAACGCAAGGUCUUCUCCAAAGUAGACUGGAUCCCCUCCCUUCCUGACGGUAUCGCAGCCGCCACCCUAGCCACCGAAUCCGACUCGCGUUUCAUCAGGCUCCUGGAGCGUAUCUCCAUCUACUACCUCAGGCAGUUCGACCGCGACGUCAGUGCUGAUUCCCCCAAGCGCCGUGAGGCUCCAGAGAGUUGGUACCUGAACUUUGCGAAACACGUCGUCAGCGUUGUCGACGCUGGACAACACAAAUGGGCUGAGGACAGCUGGAAGAAUGACACCCGAGCCGACCUCGACGCUGCUGCCCGAGAGGCAGGGCUUGAGGACACGCCUGAUGUGCAAAUCAUGCACCUCGUGGGAACGCAGAUGCCGCGCGUGUUUGCGGGAGAGACAACAAUGAUCGAGCAGUUCCGUGCCGAUGGCUCCGAUAUUCUGGACCGCUACUACGCGGGCGGCUUCGGUUUCCGUGAGACGGCCGAUUGGGUUGGCCAGGCAGUCAAGCAGCUUGUCGACCGCUACCCUCACUUGAACAUGCUCGAGAUCGGAGCGGGUACAGGUUCAGCCACGAAGGCAGUGUUUGGCAGAAUCAACAAGUCCUUCAAGUCGUACACUUACACCGAUCUGUCGCCCUCUUUCUUCGAAAGGGCCGGAAACACCUUCAGCACCCAGAAGGAUCGCAUGAUCUUCAAGACGCUCGAUAUUGGACGUGAUCCCGCCGCUCAAGGCUUCGCCACGGGCACUUACGACCUCGUCGUCGCUUACCUUGUCCUUCACGCCACGCCUGAUCUCGAGGUCUGCAUUGCCAACGCACGCAAACUCCUCCGGCCUGGCGGUUUCUUGGUCGUGGGUGAGGGUCUGGAUGCGUGGGACGGCAUUGCCAGUGGUGGCUUCAUCUUUGGCCCCUUGGACGGAUGGUGGCUCGGCGCUGGUACGCAUGAGAACCGCACUCUGUCGCCGCAUGUCACGGCCGCCGAGUGGGAUCGCAUCCUGCGUAAGACAGGCUUCUCUGGCAUCGACGCACGCACGCCCGUUGAGUUCGAGGGCAUCUUCAGCAAGGUCGGCUUCGUCGCGCAGGCCAUCGACGACACAGUCCGCUUCCUCCGACAGCCCAUCGAGGCUCCUCGACAACAAGAUGUCGUUGACAAGUUGGUUCUCGUCGGUGGUAAGACACCACGCACUGAGAAACUCAUCAAAGGCCUCAGCGACAUCUUCACCUCGCGCAAGCUCGCACGCCAGGUGCACCACUUCUCCUCUUUGCAAACUGUUGAUCACAGCAUCGCAGAUGCUUCUUCCACGGUUCUCAGUCUAAGUGAGCUCGAUAUGCCCGUCUUCGAGGACAUCACCCUGCGCAACGACACCGAGGCUUUCGAGGGAGUGCGACGCAUGUUCGGCGCGGGCAAGACGCUCCUUUGGGUUACAAACGGAAGAGUUGAAUCAACGCCCUUUUCGAACAUGACAGUCGGCUUCGGGCGUGUGGCGGAGAACGAGACGCCUGACCUGUUCUUGCAGCAGCUAGACGUAAUUGAUCCCGACAGCGUCCAGCCUGAGGUCCUGGCCGAGGCGCUGUUGCGUUUGCAUCACUUUGCAGCUGAGAAGAACAGUGGCAGAGACACUGGCGGCACCGUUUGGAGCUCCGAACCCGAGGUCAUCAUCGAGCAGAAUGGCCGUCAGCUUCUCUCAAGAAUCAGACCCAUUUCCGAGGUCAAUGACAGAUACAUGUCCGCACGUCGCACUGUUACACGCCCACGAGAUCUUAGCAAGCAGUCUGCGGCUGUUGUGCUGGAGUCCACAGCUUCUGCUGGUCAGGAGACUGGGCCUACUGUUGCUCUUCGGGAGUUCCCAGGCCAGAACCCCUUCAUCGAGAGUCUCAGCGACGCAGGAACAACUGUUUCAGAAGCCUCCGUCGAGCUACAGACGGUUCUUUCCACGUCAUCUGCUAUCCGAUGCGGCGCCCUGGGCUACAUGUUUGUGGUGCUUGGAGCGCAAGCUGAUGGGAAACGAUACCUCGUUCUCAGCAGCUCUCUCGCUCCUCGUCUGAGAGUGCCUGCCUCAUCAGCCGUGGCUGUUCCUGACAAUGGGGACGAUCACACUACGCUGGCAGCUCUCUCGGCGCAUCUGAUCGCCACGGAAAUUAUCCGCCCCCUGACGGGACUCAAGGCAGUUCUGGUCGCUCACAACCCGCCACCUCUUGUGUCAGUAGCACUUCGCAUCCAGUCCGAGAUUCAGGGCAUACAGGUCGUGUUCACAACGGAUUCUGCUGACGGUGACGAUUCUUGGAUCCGCCUGCCUCCGUUUGCAACGCAGUCUGACAUGGGCGAAUUAUUGCUGCAACUCCCUACCAUCCCGUCUGCCUUUGUUGGCUUCUCCAGCCAAGAUGGCCUUGACGGCGAGGCAACCUUGGUCAGCGCCUUACAAAGCCAGAACCGCUCACUUGUUAUUUUGAGCACUGAUUCCCUAAGCUCGAGCGUUGGUACAGCGAACCGGGCUGUUUCUCCUGCUGCCCUGGGAACUCUGCUGAGCAAGGCACUCGCCGAUGUAAAGGCCUCAGCUCAGACUGGUUACCCUGCCCCGAUUACCGAGCGUCUUGAAGACCUCGUUGAGGGAACCGCUCGUCUUCAGGAAGGUCCUGAGUCGCUGAGCUUGAUCGACUGGACAGUUAGCUCGGCUCUUCCUGUACGCAUUAGCCGUCUCGAUGCCAAGCCCAUGUUCAAGGCCGAUAAGACCUACUGGGUUGUCGGUAUGUCCCGUGCCUUGGGUCUCGCUCUCGCCGACUGGAUGAUCGAUGCGGGUGUCAAAACACUGGUCAUGACAAGUCGAACGCCCGAUAUCUCUGCAGACUGGCUGGCGAUGCAUGAGCGCAAAGGCGUUAAGGUCGUUGUCCUCCCUUGCGAUGUGACUGAUGAAGCGGCUCUGCACAAAGCUCACGCUCAGAUCGUCAGCACCCUCCCAGAAAUCGUCGGUGUUAUCCAUGGUGCCAUGGUUCUCCGAGACACGUCAAUCCUCAAGAUGACAUUUGACCAGCUGAUCGACGUGCUCCGUCCCAAGAUCAUUGGUGGUCUCAACUUGGACCGUCUGUUUGCCAAGACAAACCUCGACUUCUUUGUUCUCGUGUCUUCCAUCAACUGCGUCAUUGGCAACCACGGUCAAGCCAACUACGCUGCCGCCAAUACAUUCCUCUGCGGACUUGCCGGAGCGAGACGGAAGCGCGGACUCCGCGCUGCAACGGUCAAUGGUGGUGCCAUUCUCGGUGCGGGUUACAUGCAGCGAGAGUUGGCUCGUGGCGAGCUCGACGCUAUUGUCCGCCGAUACCGCAUGAUGCGCAUGUCAGACGGUGAUUGGUGCCAGUCCAUCUGCGAGGGUAUCGACGCAUGCCGUCUGGAGAGUCCUGUUGGACCCGAGCUGACCACGUCCAUUGCUGACGUUGAUUUCGACGAGGCGGGUGCCCUUGACGCGCCACUAUGGUGUAAGAACCCCAAGUUCAGUGCGUUUGUCGUCGUCAACGACGGCCGUGAUGAUCAGGCAGACGCUGGUAAUGUUGCUACUGCGAGCGUUGGGGAGCGGCUGCGACAGUGCCAGUCGCUGGACGACGCGAGAGAGGUCGUUAAGGAGGCUUUCGCCGCUCAAGUGCGCACUGCCUUGGGCCUGGACGCUUCCACGACGGACCAAGAACUCAUGGCUUCGCGUUCAACCGACCUCGGUAUCGACUCGCUGGUCUCUGUGGACCUUCACUCGUGGUUCCUGCGCAAUCUCCAGGUCAACGUACCAACCCUGAGUAUCAUGGGAAGCGGAAGCCUGGCAGAUCUCGUCCAGCAUGCCGUGGAGAAUCUGCCCACGGAGCUGCUGGCCGCUUCCGAUGAUAGCAGCGCGCAGAGCUCUGGAGGCUCUACUCCUUCCCGAACUUCGGGCAGCGCCACCUCGGUCUCUGAUGAGGGGGACAAGAAGGCCAAGCCGGCAGAGAUCUCGGUCGACUGGGAGGCAGAGACUAAGGUACCAGCUGACAUGCUCGGAGAACUCGUCGACUCUCGCGUUGGUGGAAAACCCACGGCAACCGGAGUUGUGAUCCUGACGGGUUGCACCGGUCUUCUCGGCCGGCACUUGCUCAGACACCUCUUGGCCCAUCCCUCCGUCACUCAAGUUCACUGUCUGGCGGUGCGUAACCUCGACCAGCGACUCGCAAAGGGCUCUCUGCCGUCAAACCAGCGCGCCGUUUACCACGCUGGUGACCUUGGCAAGCCAUUCUUUGGCCUCUCAGAGUCGACGGCGCAGUCCGUUUUCGAUUCGGCCUUUGCUGUCAUCCACUGCGGUGCAGACACUUCGCAUGUUAAGCACUUCAUGGACGUCCGGGCAUCAAACCUGGGCUCGACUAUGCAGAUCGCGCGCGAGUGUCUAAGGCGUCACAUUCCGAUGUACUACGUGUCGUCGGCGGGUCUGGGUAUGCUGCACAAGAACAGCAAGGAGGAUGGUUUCCCUGCGGCGCACAUUGAUAUACCAGAGGAAAUGAUCCCCGAUGGAACUGAAGGUUACAUGUGCAGCAAGUGGGCGAGCGAGAAGUUCCUCGAGCAGGCGUGUGCGCUGACCAAUCUGCGCGUCGAGAUCCAUCGCCCUUCGACCAUUGUGCGUGAGGGAAGCGAUGCUGUCGGCGAUGAGGCAGAGAAGGACUGGGUCAACGCCUUUAUCAAAUAUGCUAGGAUUCUGGGGGCGGCGCCCGAGUCUCGACGCAACAGGGGAUUCAUGGACCUCGUGCUCGUCGAUACAGUGUGCAACGGCAUUAUUGGGCGCAUGUUUGACGACAGCCAGUCUGCCGUGGUUGUCGAGCGCAACGACGUGACUUACUUCAACGAGGUGGGAGACGAAGUGAUUGCUCUCGAUGGUCUGAAGACUAUUGGUCAAAAUGGACAGCCCGACGGCGAGGCCCUCAAAGUGCUUCCCAGAGAGGAAUGGACGAAGCGUGCUGUGGCCGCCGGUCUGCAUCCUGGUGUUGGUGUGCUCAUUGAGACAAUGGAUGAGGCUGGUGUCAACUACCCGAGAUUGUGGAGGGGUAUGAGCGGUCGUCGAGUUUGA